Molecule: messenger RNA, 924 nt
Organism: Daldinia childiae
Lineage: Eukaryota; Fungi; Ascomycota; Sordariomycetes; Xylariales; Hypoxylaceae
Product: Tyrosine-tRNA ligase, cytoplasmic
Exons: 3
Coding region: 1-924 (307 amino acids)
Biological process (GO): tRNA aminoacylation for protein translation
Molecular function (GO): tyrosine-tRNA ligase activity; ATP binding
Source: RefSeq, a predicted model, not a curated record
AUGAUUAAGUUUGCUGAAUUUAUUAAAGCAGGAGUGGAGGUUGUCGUUCUACUUCACGAGCUCUUCUCAUAUCUUGACAACGUUAAGUACUCCGCGGAGCAUGUGACCCAUAGGAUGGCCUGCUACCGAUAUACGGUCAUUGCUGCCCUUGAGGCUAUUGGCGUCCCUCUGCAUAAAAUACAUAUCGUAGAGGAAGGCACAUAUCAUACGACGCCAGAGUUUGUCCGAGACCUAUGGAGACUUUGUAAAAUUGUUCCCCAACAGGCAGUCAAAGACGCUUGGAAUCCGGGUUACGAACCUGACAUGUUGAGUCCUAUGCUUUGCCCGGGGCUUCAAGCACUUGCAGAAGAAUACUGCAACGUAGAUAUCCAGUUUGGAGGCACGGAUCAGCGUGGCCUCUUCAAAUUCGCCGAGCUAUUUAUGCCCCUUAUUGGGUUUGCAGACAGAGCUCGGCUUAUGAACCCAAUGCUACCAAGUCUUCGUGGAGGCAAGAUGUCAUCCUCUCAUCCACCCGAAACGAAGAUUAUGUUCCAAGACCCCGCCCCGGUCGUUAAGGAAAAGAUUGAAAAAGCCUACGCCUCGGCAGCAACCACUGAUCAAAAUGGGGUCUUUGCUCUAGUAAAGGAUAUGUUGCUUCCAAUUCGACUUCUUCAGGCAGAAGGCAUUCUAGAGGUCCAAGGGGCUCCUGGAGAGCGCAGGUCGAAAGGGCUAGUUCUGCCCAGAACAAAUGGUCGAAUCCCGAAAGAAUACCUCUCUAUUGACGAGAUAAAGCAUGACCUUGAGGUCAAAGAACUAGCGUCAGAAGUUUUCACAACCGCUGUUGCUGACGCAGUAAACAUUUUGCUCGACCAUGUCCGGCAGGCCUACGCGAUGAAUGAGGAAUGGCAAAAGGCAGACAAAUAUGGAUACCCCGAGUCAGCAUAA